Messenger RNA from Staurois parvus, 579 nucleotides. Lineage: Eukaryota; Metazoa; Chordata; Amphibia; Anura; Ranidae. The record is from the annotation of a GenBank genome assembly.
CACUUGGCUCUUCUGUGCUCCUUGGUCCUACCUGUUCCUCGGUCCAGCGCUGUCCUCACCGUCUUUUCUCCCCGGCAUCAGCACCUUUACUGUCGGGAGUCUCUGGUCAUCUCCUGUAUCAUGUCCGCAGUCUCUGGUCAUCCCCUCUAUCAUGUCCGUAGUCUCUGGUCAUCCCCUGUACCAUGUCCACAGUCUCUGAUCAUCUCCUGUACCAUAUCUGCAGUCUUUUGUCAUCCCCUGUACCAUGUCUUUAGUAUCUGGUCAUCUCCUGUAUCAUGUCCGCAGUCUCUGGUCUUCUCCUGUACUGUGUCCGCAGUCGCUGGUCAUCCACUGUACCGUGUCUGCAGUCUCUGGUCAUCCCCUGUACCGUGUCCUCAGUCUAUGGUCAUCCCCUGUGCCAUGUUUGCAGACUCUGGUCAUCCCCUGUACUGUGUCCGCAGUCUUUGGUCAUCCCCUAUACCAUGUCCGCAGUCUCUGGUCAUCUCCUGUACCAUGUCUGCAGUCUCUGGUCAUCUACUGUACCAUGUCUGCAGUCUCUGGUCAUCUCCUGUAGUAUGUCCACAGUCUCUGGUCAUCUCC